Racocetra persica is the source of this 720-nucleotide messenger RNA. The record is from the annotation of a GenBank genome assembly. Lineage: Eukaryota; Fungi; Glomeromycota; Glomeromycetes; Diversisporales; Gigasporaceae.
AAAAAUUAAAUCUUGGUCUUAAAAAACAUUCAGCAGCAAUUCAAGCAGAAAAAACUCAAGCAAUUUUUAAAUGGAUUAUUUUAUCUCUUAAACUAUUUAAAGUAGUAGAAGAAAAGGCUUUUUAUAAUAUGGUUCAAAAAUUAGAUCCAUUUUAUCAAAUUCCUACUCGUAAAACAAUUCAUAAUUUAGUUAUUAAUCAAUUUAAUCAACAAAGAAAUUUGAUAAAAGAUUAUUUUAGUAAAAUUUCAAAUAAUGUUGCUCUUAUAGCUAAUUUUUGGACUUCUUUAAAAAUGAAAAAUUUUAUAGCUAUUACUAUUCAUUUUAUUGAUAACAAUUGGAAAUUACAACAUUUUGUAUUAGAUAUAUUUCAGUUUAAAGGUUCUCAUACUGGACAACUUAUUGCUGAUAAAAUAUAUAAUCUACUUGAAGAAUUUCAAAUUGAAACUAAAAUUAUUGGAUUAACAACUGAUAAUGCAGCCAAUAUGAUUUUUGCUGCAAAUUAUUUACAAGAUAAGUUAAUUUUAAAUAAUUUUUGUCAUUAUAGAUGUAUAGCCCAUAUACUUAAUUUAGUAGUUUCUGCUGGUUUAAAUCUUUUAGACAAUUCAAUUAAAAAAUUAGGAAAAUUAAUUAAAAUUAUUUGUAAAUCAACUAAAUUUCUUGAAGAUUUAGAAAAUCUUGCAACUUUAGAUAAAAAAUCUUUUUUAAUUCCAAUUUUAGAUU